CAUUAACUGACCGACAAAGCAAUUUUAACAACCUUCUUUACUUGUCUUCCAACCUAUCACACAGCACAAUGUCCAAAAGCAUCAAGGCCUUGAGCCUUAAGGGCAAGCAAGACUGGGACACAUCGAUAUACUGCUUCUCCCGCAACAACCGCAACAACUUUAUGUGGGAAAAGGACGGUGCCGCCAAAGAAGCGCUUCGCCACUAUUUCCAAAAACAACUGACAUCGACCCCACAGUUCAAACAUUCACCUUCGCGUGUCACUAUUCAAAUGUACUACUAUGCCGACCCCAAUUUUGGCGACCUGUCGCAAUUCAAGCUUGAACCCUUGGAAAAAUUGAUCGGCGGUCUUUACCCCAACAAAUACGUCGACGUGCGCUUUAUUCGAUUGCACUAUCCUUAUUUGAAUGCCGAAAUUCUGUCUAAAUACUUGACCGCCAACGCCAACUCCAAGUCAUGGGCUCAGUUGAACCGAUCUUUUAUGCGGGGUGUGCCCUUAGUGAAGGCACCAUUACCUCACGAUAUGCCAUUUGCUGUUCAGUGGAACAAUUUGCUGCCUCAAGUAUCGAACGGUCAGUUGACGAGCGCAAUCCAGGGUGUCAAGUAUCAGGUCUCGGGUCGUUUGGGUCGACGAAAGGGAGCUGGCCGAACAAUGGUUUUCCGCAAGUCGCUCGGUACGUUCCAGUUCACGAGCCACAAAUCGUUGGUCGAUGUCGGACGACACACGUUCUCGAACAAGAACGGUAGUAUAACUGUCAAGGUGUGGAUCGCAACGGCUCUUUUUGGUGUCAAUGCAUUAGCAAAGCAAGCAAACAAAAAGAUUGUCGAUGCAGCCGCUUCUUCUGCUGCCAAGUUGUAAAAAGGGUCUUGUAAGACACUCGGGUGUCUUUAGGUUGGAGGAACAAAGCAUACAAAUAUAUAGUAUUAUAGACAAAAAAAAAGGAGAAAUAGUUAUU
Messenger RNA from Zychaea mexicana, 954 nucleotides. RefSeq lists its product as uncharacterized. The record is from RefSeq and is a predicted model, not a curated record. Bases 69 to 857 code for a protein of 262 amino acids. Gene Ontology annotation, biological process: translation. The transcript has a single exon. NCBI's taxonomy places the organism in Eukaryota, Fungi, Mucoromycota, Mucoromycetes, Mucorales, Lichtheimiaceae. Gene Ontology annotation, molecular function: structural constituent of ribosome.